AUGUUCGCGCAUGCCUUUACACACAAACCAGAGAUAACCAUGACAAAUCCAGCCAACAUGACUUCUCCCGAAGUCCAUCAAUGUGAAUCUUUAUUCCAAACAUUAUCCUACUACUCGUUAUUUCUAUUAAUAACACUUAUCAUCUUCCCACCAUACUUCUACAUUUCGAAGAUAAUUACAAUUUUUUUCUCAACUUACCCUACUUCCAACUACAAAAUUGCCACAUUUCAGCCUCAUCUUUGGAAGAACACGGUAAAAGGUCUCGUAUCGCUCACAAUUCUGAUGAUUCUAGAUCUGGACUUCAUCUUCUACUAUGGCAUCUAUUACAUUGCGAGUAAAUCACAUGCGUUUUCACAUGUGAAGCAGGGUGGAAAACUCACGCUCCUCGCGUUUAUGCUCACCCUAAAACUACACUGGCUUUUGGUUGUGACUGUUUACGAGAUUGGUGAAGUGUUGGCAGACGAAACACUCUCAUACGAGAGAAUAAUAGGGAGACUAAAGGGAAUGCACAAAACGGAGACCGACGCAGACAAUAAGAGAGAAAUAGAAAAUUCUUCCGAUCUCAAACAUUCAGAAAGUCAACCUCCCUCGUCCCAAGCAAGAGAUCAUCUUUUCCUCAAUCUGGUGGAUUUCGACACCAAGGAAGAAGGGCAUACCCAUCUCGAUAAGCAUGCUACUGUCGACGAAUCGAUAUCCCCAACUUUUUCUCUUUCUCCGUUUCAUUUUACUAGACUCCGGUCAAGAAUCACCAUUACCCUUCCGAGCCCUGUGAGAUCAAGAAUCCGUGAAAUGAUUGAUUCAGCUACCCAAGAUUUGCAACCCGUAAAGAGACAUAAAGCGGUUCGAAUGAUUGUAGAAACCGAGCAAUAUACAGAGAAAUUGUACUCGAGGUCAAAAUCUAACAUACCACGAAUGGUUGAGCAAUUGGAGGGGUUGGAAAGAAAAUUGAAGGAUAUUUUUGUGAAUGCGGAAAUGACUGCUGCCAAUAUUGAGGCCGGUGUCUUGACUCCCUCAACUUCUUCGGGUGAAUGGACACCUGUUGCAUUAUCAUCGACUCACGCGGCCCGCUCUGAAUUCACAUUUGGGCAUGAUGCUGAGGAUGAAGAUGAGGACAUGCCGUCUGGUUCGUUGACACCUUUAACUUCUUCAUCCCGAUACCGAUCCUCACCCAGUCCAACUACCACCAUCUAUUAA
Molecule: messenger RNA, 1194 nt
Organism: Botrytis byssoidea
Lineage: Eukaryota; Fungi; Ascomycota; Leotiomycetes; Helotiales; Sclerotiniaceae
Exons: 2
Coding region: 1-1194 (397 amino acids)
Source: RefSeq, a predicted model, not a curated record